AAGCACACACCGCCCCCUUAUCGUCAGUUUGAACAGGACAGACAAACAGAUCAAUGAGGACUACUUGCAGUGGUUAAGUGCAGAACUCAGAGUAAAAGAGAGGAAAGAGAGGAAAACAUGUCGUUCGGAGGAAAGAUUUAUCAAGAUUUGACCACAGAGGAGAGCUCACAUUCUCCUCGCCAAUCAUUUGGUCAAGGUCUGUUUACCGAAAUUGGGAGAAAUAGGUUUCAACACCACCGACUGGUUAUACUAAGUCUGGGUCUGCUAAAUGCUGCUCUGCUCAUUUCUGCUGCUGUCAUUGGGAUUUAUUGUGCUAAUGCCAAAGACCUUCAGAUUCCUGAUUUGGCAGCUUCACCCCUUCUUGUUGAGGUGAACUUUCUCCGCAACCACACAGAGAUAAUAAGAGAAAAACUGGAGGCUCAGAGAACGCUGGCGAACGAGCGCGUCAACCAUGUGCAACUAAAGCUGCAAGUGAGGCAGAAGAGGACUCUGACAGACAACCUUCAGAGGCAAAUAGCCAAGUUGCAAACAGAGAAGACAAAUCUGAAGUCCAAUACAUCUGCUUUUGAGAAAAGCUGUGGCAGAUGUCCAUCAGGGUGGAUCCUGCUUAAAACAUCCUGCUACUACUUUUCUGAAUUUGAACCUGUUGCAAGGAAGAACUGGUCAGAUAGCAGAGCAGACUGCAUUCGCCAAGGAGGUGACCUGCUGGUGAUCAACAACUUGGAGGAACAGCAACUCAUAAGUACUAAUUUCAUAAGAAUAGACAGCAGCAGCAUGUGGUGGAUGAAUGGUUUCUGGAUCGGCCUUACUAAUCUGCAACAUCAGGGGAGAUGGACAUGGAUAAGCAAUGUGACUGACGCAUCCGUAAUGUACUGGAGAACCGGGCAACCCACUGAAACUGGACAUCAGAGUGGAAACUGUACUGCGUUUCAUUAUUAUGGAGACCCUAUGAAGACUUGGUACAAUGGAGACUGCCAGCAGCUUCUACUUAACUGGAUCUGUGAGAUGUCAUUGAGCAAUGUGUCAAAAAUGGAUGAAACAUUAAAUGCAAGUCGUCCUUACAACCAACUGAUCAGUCACGAGGAAGCCACUGAAGAUGAUUAUACUUUUUCUUCCAAUUCAGAGAAUCAAGUGACUGUGUCGGCGCUGAGACCUGAAUCAAGCAUAGAUCAUUCCAAGUUGCUCAAAGUGGGUCUCGGAGUGUUUGCACUGAUCCUGCUAGUGGUGAAUAUUGGCCUGGGGGUAUACUAUAACAAACUCACUGCUAAUAAUAUAGUAAGAGACAUCAGUGGUGAGAUAACCAAACUUCAAGCUUCUUAUGACGCUGCAGUCCAAAGUAGGGAUGAAGCCAGGAAACAGCUGGCGAUGGAGAUCCGUGAGCAGCAGGUCACCAAGUGGGAACUCGCGCACCUGAACGUUAGAGUUAAGGACUAUGAAAAAAAGGUUGAAAAGAUUCAGCUGGACACUGUAGCACUGAGAUCCCACCUCCUAAUGAUAAAGGAAGGCUGCAGACACUGUUUGCCUGGAUGGACUUUCAUGAGCUCAAGCUGUUUUUACUUCACGUUUUCUGACACCGUCAGCCGCGUGUCAUGGAACGGGGCCCGCCAGUCCUGCAAGAGGUUAGGAGGGGACUUGGCAAUCAUAAACAGCAGAGAGAAGAAUAUUGGAAUAACUAGUUUGAUUAGCUCUUACCAAGACCCCUCAAGAGCAAUGAUCCACAGUGGUUUCUGGAUCGGUCUGACAGAUGAGGAGGAGGAAGGCGUUUGGAAAUGGCUGGAUGGGACGAGACUGACUGAAGGGUUCUGGAAUCCCGGAGAACCAAACAACGUUAACAACGAGGACUGUGCAGCAGUGUAUCCCAAAAGCAACCCUUUCACAUCCUGGAAUGAUGCACCUUGCAAUUUUAACUUAAAGUGGAUUUGUGAAAUGGCACCAACAUCUUUGAGAUAAAAAAUAAAUCGUUUCAAGGUUCUGGUUAAAUUUGGCAAGACAGCAAAUUAACUCUGAGAUUCCUUUGUCUUGUUUAUUGUUUACCACUUUAUGAACUAUGCAUGGAAGAUCAAACUACAAAACAACUGUUACAGAAAAUACAUCUGUUUAAAAAGUUUGUAUAACAACAAAAAUCUGACUUAAAUGUAUAAACAAAAUAUAGAAACUUAGCACUUAAUUUUAAAGUUCUUCAGAAUUUUACAUAAAAAUAAACAUAUGAGUCCUUCUACACACAGAGUAAAAGUUAAAGGCUACACACUGUCAUAGAAAACAAAAUUUCUACUUGUGUAAAAUCUUUGCUAAAUUCAACUCUUAUUUGUAUAAAACAUUAAGAAAUAAAAUGAAUGCCUCUUUGCCGUU
Cyprinodon tularosa is the source of this 2349-nucleotide messenger RNA. RefSeq lists its product as uncharacterized. The record is from RefSeq and is a predicted model, not a curated record. The transcript has 12 exons. NCBI's taxonomy places the organism in Eukaryota, Metazoa, Chordata, Actinopteri, Cyprinodontiformes, Cyprinodontidae. Bases 118 to 1950 code for a protein of 610 amino acids.